AUGGGCAACGACGGAGGGAGCAUUCCAACGCGGCGUGAGUUGGUGAAGGAGGCAGCGAAGAACCCAUCCGCCGCUGAGAAGAAGGAAUCACAGCACGAACAGCAGGAGUACUACUGGACCACAGAUCCCAUCUCUCAAAAACCCCUGGCGCAGCCCGUGGUAUCAGACUGCAACGGGAAGCUCUACAGCAAAGAGACCAUCUUGGAAUUUCUGGUCGAAGGCACCCGCAAGGAGGAUGCCGAGGCCGCCACCCGAGGGGAGGUGAAGAGCCUGAAGGAUGUGGUGGAGGUCAAGUUUGAGGCGGACAGCGACUCUGCUACGACAGUCAAUGGAAACGGGAAGCGCGAAAACUGGAAAUGUCCCGUUACUGGUGAUCGACUUGGUCCUGGGUCGAAGGCGGUGUAUCUUGUGCCUUGCGGACAUGCUUUCUCCGGCAGUGCUAUUAAGGAAGUGUCAGGCGAGAGAUGCAUCACUUGCGAGACUGAAUAUGCAUCGAACGACAUCAUUCCAAUUUUGCCGACGUCUGAGACCGAUCUUGCGCGCCUUUCGCUACGGAGCAAGACUUUGAAGGAGAAAGGGCUGACGCACUCCCUUAAGAAAGCCUCAGGAACGAAGAAACGCAAAAAGAAGGAUGUUGAAGCUGCAGAUGCCACCGAACCUGCCACUGGCGCCGUUCCUGCUGAUGCGAAGUCUGAUACCCAACGAACCUCCACCCCUGUCAACGGCGCAGAUGGCAAAUCCAGCCUCUCUGGUAUCAACAACUCGUCCACUGCUUCACUGACUGCAAACGUCAUAGCAGAGCAGGAUGCCAAGAAGCGCAAGACCGAGAGCGACGUUGUGCGGGGACUGUUCUCAAGCAAAGAUCAGUCAAAGCCGAGUGGGAGGAGCGGCGACUUCAUGACUAGAGGGUUCAGCAUACCGAGUGCAGCCAAGCGAUGA
Messenger RNA from Saxophila tyrrhenica, 939 nucleotides. RefSeq names its product Replication termination factor 2 (gene rtf2). Lineage: Eukaryota; Fungi; Ascomycota; Dothideomycetes; Mycosphaerellales; Extremaceae. The coding region runs from base 1 to 939 and encodes 312 amino acids. The record is from RefSeq and is a predicted model, not a curated record. The transcript has a single exon. Gene Ontology annotation, biological process: site-specific DNA replication termination at RTS1 barrier; mitotic DNA replication termination. Gene Ontology annotation, cellular component: nucleus.